UCGUGGCAAAACCUAUGUCUGACUUCGAUCUUUUGACAAGAGACGAAGACGCUUUGAGCAGGAUGCAGGAACUAUUUCCAGUCAGCCCAGUUGUGCCGCCAACUGAACCAUCGCAGCCAGCUCAUAUCAACAACAGUUCCACACCAGUGACAGAGGACCUCGUUCACAGUUGUGUGACUCCUCAAAAGGUACAGCGUGUCCAUGAGACUCGGCAGUCUGAGACAGAUCGGUACAAGUGUGCCAUCAAGCUUCUUCCCAACUUUUUCACACCAGCUGAACUGGCAAUGAGCAACACGGACAGGAAUUUUGGCAAACAACCGCUAGACAAGACUAAACUCCAUACUCUGAAAGGUAAUUUAUAUCAAUUGAGUCUGGUUCGGUACGGUCACGCUCGCUUAAAAGGAACCUUUUUUGUAACAAUGAGUUUAACAAGUGGUGGGAGAGCUGAUCUCAUACGAGAGUGGUGAAGUGAUCUGUUGCUCAGGAAUUGUGUAUAUUGAUUUCCUCUUUUCUUUUUCUUUAGUGUUGAUCUUCACAACGUUACCAGUUGGUCCCGAAGAUAUGCAAAAUAAAUGCCAAGUGUCGGUCGAAGAGAUUUGAAUGUGCUCUCCACGAGAAAUAAUCAUUGAUUCCUUUUUUCAUAAGGGUUUACACUGUAAAUAGAAAUCUCCUAUCAACGUUUUCACAGCUUCUAGAAUUGCACUCUGAGCCAGAUUUAAUUAUGAUCUAAACAAGGUCAUGAGCUAUUAAAUUUCGGCUUAUUGAAUUUCAAGGUGCGCUUUAGUUCAGUCAGCCACCCACGGAUUUAGCUGUGAAAAGUGUUUCAUCUAAAAUUUCGGAGGAGUAAACAAUAGAAUAAUUGUCUUCCAUGAAAAUAUAUUAGUUACGGCUAAGAAAAAUAGCAAAUUGUCAACUCACAUUACUGUAGAAAACCCAGGGGGUACUCCUGGGAAUUCUUGGUGGGGGUGUGCUGCCCGCUUCUCCAAAUCCUGACCCUAUUACAGACCAAAAAAUGUCAUUUUCCAAACCCGUUUUCAAACCAGACCUCCAAAAUCCAUACCUGUACUCAGAGAUGGCCUUCAGGCAGAAAUUAUGUCAUCAUUACUUUGAUUGAGUGCAAAC
Molecule: messenger RNA, 1122 nt
Organism: Porites lobata
Lineage: Eukaryota; Metazoa; Cnidaria; Anthozoa; Scleractinia; Poritidae
Source: the annotation of a GenBank genome assembly